Messenger RNA from Lucilia sericata (common green bottle fly), 682 nucleotides. RefSeq names its product afadin-like. Gene Ontology annotation, molecular function: cell adhesion molecule binding. The record is from RefSeq and is a predicted model, not a curated record. Gene Ontology annotation, biological process: regulation of protein localization; signal transduction. Gene Ontology annotation, cellular component: adherens junction. NCBI's taxonomy places the organism in Eukaryota, Metazoa, Arthropoda, Insecta, Diptera, Calliphoridae. Bases 295 to 588 code for a protein of 97 amino acids. The transcript is spliced from 2 exons.
AACAGACCGACAUUAAUUUCAAAAGAAAACUCUCCAAACGUGAGAAAAAAGAACAGAAAAAGAAGGACAAACUGGCCAAGCUAAAUACAGAUGGCACCAAUACCACCAUUAACAGUCAUACCAACGGUCUCAAUGGUUCGAAUGGCACCGAGUCAGAAACCCAAGUAGCGGGUAAAUUAUAUACCGAACUACCAGAGACCUCCUUUACACGUUCCAUUUCCAACCCGGAGGCAGUAAUGAGACGCCGCCGUCAACAGAAGUUGGAAAAGAAAUUACAACAGUUUCGUUCACGAGAUGGUGGACCCCGAUACGGGUGGUACACUAAAGAUUUACGGUGAAAGUUUAUGUCAAGAUGUGCCUUAUAAAACGUUACUGCUGUCGAUACGUGAUUGUGCUCAGGCGGUGGUUAGGGAAAUGUUAACGAAAUACGGUUUGGAAAAAGCCGAUCCAAUGCAUUAUUGUUUAGUACAGGUUAAUAGCGAUGGCUCUGAAUAUAUCUUAGAUGAUGAUGAAUGUCCUUUGUCGAUUUUAAUGAAUCAUCCAACAUCAAGGGGUAAGUUGAGAUUUUAUUUGUUUUUUUUUUUUUAGUUUAGAACAAGUUCGAAUUUAAAAAUUUUGAUCAGAAGUAUUCUUGAGAGGGGAAUUUCGAAAUUUCGAACUUACAUACAUGAUCAAACAAUUU